Aedes aegypti (yellow fever mosquito) is the source of this 1397-nucleotide messenger RNA. RefSeq lists its product as uncharacterized. The transcript is spliced from 4 exons. Bases 159 to 1052 code for a protein of 297 amino acids. The record is from RefSeq and is a predicted model, not a curated record. Lineage: Eukaryota; Metazoa; Arthropoda; Insecta; Diptera; Culicidae.
ACAGGGAGAGAGAAGCUUUCAAAUUAGCAACAUGCGAUUGAUGGUCGUUCAGUAGCUUGAAUGUCCCCCUGGGUUUCGGUCGAUUCGACUAUUCGAUUCGGUUAGGGUCUGUGCCGAUGCACGGGCAGUGAAAACGCGUGAAAAGUAACUUAGUGACCAUGGGAAAGAUGAGAAGUGCCCUGACGGUAGCAGUUAUCCUUGUCGUAGCAUGUCAUGCCAACGGCGAAGAAGCGGCGAACGGAAAGGAUUCGUACUUGGCAGCACUGCAUAAUUCGCACCAGAUAAAUCAACAGAAUAAAGCACAUGGUUUGGUGAGGAUACCCCGCGAAGAUUAUGCCAGUGUUCCGUCAUCAUCCUACGACUACAGCUUAACUCCAUCGAGCGGAUAUGGAGCUCCUGCCAACAGUUAUGGCGCUCCACCCAAGGCAGCAUACGGACCUCCCAAACCUGUCUAUGGUCCACCUCAGCCGGUCUAUGGACCUCCACCAGCCCAACCGAUGAGCAACGGAACGCCGCACAUGAGCCCCGAAAGCUGGCUGCUCAAUAAGUUGAAAAUGAAAUUCAACUGGUUUACUCUAGCGAAAAUUCUACUCAAGAUUGUGAUAUUCAAAAAGAUUGUUAAGUUCCUCGCCCUGCUAUGCUUGCUGUUCUUCAUUCCAACGCUGAAGCCAAGUGAAAGCGAGAGUGAGCACAGUGACGACGAAAGCCGACGCCGCAGCUACGAUCUGCAAUAUGACUACGAUACCCGGCUGAACCAUGUGACAACGUUUGCCCUGAAAGCCAUGGAAGCUUUCACCAUCGAUAACGAGCUGUAUUGUCCGGAGGAGAACUUCCUCGGUUGCCGUGCGAAACGAAUGUUCGACGUGAUCGACGAGGAGUAUCCACUGAAGGAGAUCUUGCGGAUGUACGUUCCGCAUUCCAGCAGAAAGGUAUUCCGAUUGCAUUCCUACGAUGAGGACGGCGAUGACCACGUUACCAGCAAUGGAAUGGUAGACGAUGGCAGCAACAGUAGCACCAGCGACAGCAACGAAAGUCGCGAACGUGAUGACUAGAUCGAAGCAGAUACGAUGAACACUGCGCUCACUACGAUCGCUGCACUCUGUCCCCAGCCGACUUGGAUCGCACAAAUGCGAUUAUGAAUUUCGAUAAAAACUCGUGAACGAAAAAAAAAAUGAAACAUGCGUGAUUUGAAUUUUGGAUUGUAUCGAUUGUGUGCCACUUUCUCGUCCUUUACUUUGUGUGGGUGUACGGGAUUUAUAGGUUAUAUUGUGUGAAUUUUAGUACCGGAAUAACGAUCGCGCAAGUACUCAUAUAAUUUAUUUAUUUAUUUUCGCUGUAAUUAGUUUGGAGGAGUGUCUUGUAAUAAACACGUAUUGGAAAUGUGUUGUUAGAGGAAA